Molecule: messenger RNA, 1362 nt
Organism: Closterium sp. Yama58-4
Lineage: Eukaryota; Viridiplantae; Streptophyta; Zygnematophyceae; Desmidiales; Closteriaceae
Source: the annotation of a GenBank genome assembly
AUGGCAUCAAGAACAACGCUGCUAUUCGUUCUGGUCCUACUCCUGCCUGUUUCAUGCUCAUUCGCGCAAACGCGGAAUGGCCGGGCCAUCAACUGGGCGGCAGUCUUCAAUACCACGCGAUUAACGGCAGGGAUUCUUAGAGUACCCUACAAGGAGCUCCACGCGAGCAUGACCGGCAGCGAUAUCGUCGCCACCACGGGCGAUCAGCAAGCCACCGGUUGGGCCAACCUCGUCGUGUAUAAGUGGCGUGGCGACUUCAGCCUUAACUACAUGGUGACCGUGUCGCAGCUUACCAACACCGAGGUGCCCGUGUCCGCCGCCAUCCACGUGGCUCGGGCCCGCGCCAACGGCCCCGAGAUCUUCCGCUUCGAGAAGGCUAACUGGCGCCGCUUCAACCCCAACGCGAAGCGCCUUGUAACGCGGACGACGCAGGGGAACAACUACAUGCUUAGCGGAACGUACAGCGCGACGAGCGAGGACAAGAUUGUAUCGGGCGAGACUGUAAAGCAGCUGAUUCUCGCGAUUCUCAGGGACCCAAAGCAGUUCUACAUCGUCGUGAAAACGCCCGCUUAUCCACUUGGCGCUGCAACGCUAUUAACAACGCUUAUUCUGCCUUUCCUCGUCGCAUCAAAGUCGGGAAUUCCGGGCUUCCCUGGUAGCGGCGGCGGCGGCGGCGACGGCGGCGGCGGCGGCGGCGGAGGUGGAGGUGGAGGCGGAGGUGGAGGCGGAGGCGGGCAGCAGGAUGUGAAUAUAACGGAGCUGCAGCAGAAACUGAUCGCUGUUCCUUUCAGAGAGGUGCACGGCACACUGUCUGGUGCGAAUGUGGUCGGCAGCGUGGGCGACCGCGGGGCCUCCGGCAAAGUGACGUUUGUAAUAAUCAAAUCGGGAGCAGAUCUCAACAUCCGCUACCAAGUCACGGUCAGCCAGCUCAGCACGCCAGAGAAGCCCACGUCAGCAUCCCUCCACGUGGCAGCCUCCACAAAAAACGGUCUAUCCAUCCUCGACCUCAACUCGUCCACGUGGAUCCCUGCUGGCACUGCUGACAAGGCGUGGGGCAACGUGGGAAACCUUUUUGGACGGGGGAAGGGAAAGGGAAAGAGGAAGGGGAAGGGGAAGGGGAAGGGGACGGGGACUGGCGCAGGAAAUGGAUUUGCACUGCAGGGCGUGUUCAAGCAGGCGAGCAAGAAGAGGAUUCCGACAGGAGAAUCGCUGAAAUUACUGUUUUCGAUGAUCAUGCGGAUGCCCUCCUCCUUCUACGUGCUCGUCACCACGCCCGCCUUCCCCAAGGGUGCUCUCAGAGCCCAGCUUGAGGCGUCCCUAUUCACUAAGCUCGCAGGCUGCAGCAGGGGGUUUGGGUGCUAG